Molecule: messenger RNA, 784 nt
Organism: Ricinus communis (castor bean)
Lineage: Eukaryota; Viridiplantae; Streptophyta; Magnoliopsida; Malpighiales; Euphorbiaceae
Product: non-specific lipid transfer protein GPI-anchored 5
Exons: 3
Coding region: 68-631 (187 amino acids)
Biological process (GO): lipid transport
Molecular function (GO): lipid binding
Source: RefSeq, a predicted model, not a curated record
UCAUACACAGAAAUCUAACAAUCUUCAUUCUAGCUAUCUUUCCUAGUCAGAAAUUCAGCAAAUCCUAAUGGCUUUAAAACGGGUUGAAAUGAUUGCAUUUCUGGUUCUCGUGAUGAUGAUUUGUCAUGGAGCCGUCGCUCAAUCAGGUUGCACCAGUGCCCUCAUGGGCUUAGCCCCAUGCCUAAAUUAUGUCACAGGAAAUUCCUCAACCCCAUCAUCUUCAUGCUGUUCACAACUGGCUACCGUUGUUCAAUCUCAGCCACAGUGUCUCUGUGCAAUGCUUAAUGGCGGCGGCUCAUCUUUAGGCAUUACCAUUAACCAAACACUUGCCCUGUCACUCCCCGGAGCUUGUAAUGUGCAGACACCACCAGUUAGCCAGUGCAACGCUGCCAAUAAUGGCCCAGCAACAUCACCAAUAGGUUCUCCGUUGACUCCUCCAGCAGAUUCUUCGGAUGAUACACCUGAAACUCCAAACACACCAUCAAUUCCAAGCUUUCCUGCAGGAGGUGGUUCUAAGAUAGUCCCAGCAGCAGGUGGCACAUCAGCUGCAAGCAUCACAAGGAUUCAACUUCAUCUCACCAUUUUCACCAUUUUCACUGCUUCUUGUGCUUCAAAUGUCAUUAGAUUUUGAGUUUUAGAUGAAGAGUUGGAGCUUGUACUACUAUUACUAUCUGCAGCUAUAUAUUAUGAACUUGUAAUCCUGUGGAGUUAGUGUUAUUGAAUUGUUUAUCUGAUGUAUUAUGUGUGAAAUGGUUGCAUGAAUGAGAAGCUACUAUUACUCUGA